Xiphophorus couchianus (Monterrey platyfish) is the source of this 3735-nucleotide messenger RNA. It is a transcript of the gene marchf2, whose product is annotated as membrane-associated ring finger (C3HC4) 2. Lineage: Eukaryota; Metazoa; Chordata; Actinopteri; Cyprinodontiformes; Poeciliidae. The coding region runs from base 460 to 1203 and encodes 247 amino acids. Gene Ontology annotation, biological process: protein ubiquitination. Gene Ontology annotation, molecular function: ubiquitin-protein transferase activity; zinc ion binding. The transcript has 5 exons. The record is from RefSeq and is a predicted model, not a curated record.
CCACCAUCACUCCUCGGGGCAGUGCACGCCUUCCCUGACCGCAGACCCAGGCUGUAAAAGGUGAUGAUGAUGAUGAAGAUCCUCGGGGGCAGUAUUUAAAGCCCCAGGAAAGCGGAAGCCUGGUCUGGGCCGAGUUAUCAGCUGACAGGAGAGAGACGGGGAGGUGCUGUAGUCGGCUAGCGCAGCUCAGACAGCUCUAGCUGAGCUGCUGCACAAUUGUUUUGUUGUUCCUUCCGACCUACAGUGAAAAUGGAGUGAGGAGACAAAGCGAGGCUAAAGGGGCGCUGAUGAAAGCUGCCUUGAAAAGUCACUGAAGACCGAAGAAGAGGCAUUGUUCUCUGGUGGAAAGCAGCAGACGUUCGCUCUCAUUGUUAUUCCCCCGUCCUCGGACCAUCCGGCGCCUAGAGCCCUCGACGCCAUCGCUUCUGCCUGUGCAGCCAGCGUCUGGACAAGGCGACCAUGACGACAGGCGGGUGCUGCCACCUGCCCGGCUCCCUGUGCGACUGCGCCGGCACGGGGGGCAUGUGGAAGAUUGUCGAGGAGGCGGGCGGCGAAGGAUGCCAGGCCCUCUACGUCACUCAGGUCACAGCGCUAGACGGGCGGCUGCUGUCCUCCGUGCUCAAACCCAUGAGCGUACAAAGCGACGGUCCCAUCUGCCGCAUUUGCCACGAGGGGGGCAGCAGCGAGGGACUCCUGUCCCCGUGUGACUGCACGGGCACGCUGGGCACGGUGCACAAGAGCUGCCUGGAGAAGUGGCUGUCGUCGUCCAACACCAGCUACUGCGAGCUCUGUCACACAGAGUUCAGCAUCGAGAGGCGACCCAAGCCGCUCACAGAGUGGCUGCAGGACCCCGGCCCUCGUAACGAAAAGCGGACGCUGUUCUGCGACAUGGUGUGCUUCCUCUUCAUCACGCCGCUGGCGGCUAUCUCCGGCUGGCUGUGCCUGAGGGGGGCUCAGGACCACCUUCGCAUGGGCAGCUGGCUGCAGGCUGUGGGCCUCAUCGCGCUCACCAUCGCCCUCUUCACCAUCUACGUCCUCUGGACCCUGGUCUCUUUCCGCUACCACUGUCAGCUCUACUCCGAGUGGAGAAGAACAAAUCAGAAAGUGCGUCUUCUCAUUCCCGAAGCCAGGGAGUCCAGCUCUUCCCAGCAUUCCUUGCUCUCUAACAAACUGAAGAAGUCUGCCAGUGAGAGUAUCGUAUGAGAGCAGAUGGAGACAUGUGGGAAGCUUGCAUCAAGUUUGUUGACUGGACUUCAAAGAAGCACUUUUGGGCUCUUUUUUUUAUUAUUUGUUUUACUUUUUAUUGCUUUCUUCCUUUUUUGCAUAUUUUGUCACUCCAUCUUACAAAUGCAUUCUGCAGGACCGCAUUUGUUUUUCAUCAUUGGAUGUUUGAUGAAGUUUAUGCAAAAAAACAAAACAGAGCAGACUGAGAGACAGCAUGUAAUGUUCAGAAGCAUACAUGUUUUCUGACUCAUCAUGAUGGAUGUGAGGAUGAUGAGGGGUUCUGCUAACCACAAAUGGAUUUUUGUAAUCGUCCCCCAUAGUUCGGCAACCUCACUUCAAAAGUAUUCACUCCCUGAAGUGUUGCCCAUUCAGGCAUAACAUCAAAUUAACCCUCUAUUGUGAAAAAAAACCCUGAAAAAUGUAGUUCACAUUUUUGAUACCCCUACAUAUAAAAGUGUAACCAGCUGCCAUGAAAAGACACCCAGUUUGUAACUGUGUAACGUCUCAACAGUAUUUAAAGGAAACCUUCUGCAGGGCUCUGCAGAAUGAUUUCGCAGUGUGACGAAAACGGUAACUGCACCCUAAGCGGGGUGUUUUGUGUCGACGUGUUUUAACCUGCUCUGCCUCUCUGCCGUUUGUAACUCACUGCCGUACGAGUGUGCUCUCAUGUUACUGACUGGAGCAGGUUGGAAAAAAACCCUCCUGUCUUUGAUUUAUACUUCACAACCCAGAUGUUGAUUAUGCAGUUUGAGUUUAAACGCUCGACUCAGAUUUUUCACUGCAGCAGUUUCUUUCUUUUUUUUAAACUCCUGGUCUAGUGAGGGAUGACUGUGUAACAUGAGGUUAUGCAACAAUAACACAGUGGAAAUUGAAGCUUUUACUGUAAACAAGGAUACUAACAUGCACAGUUAUGCAUGUCAAACUCACAAUUAGUGAUUUUGGGGGGGUUUUUUUGUUGAUGUAUUUUUAAAUUCACUUUAGACUGGAUAUCCUGUUUCCAGCUGAAGCAGGCUUCGCCAGCAAGGUUUUUGUAUCAUCAGCACUUAACAUGUCAGUGUUUAUUUGGAGGGACAGAAAAUAAAACAGCCUUUAAAAGAACAUUUUAUAUAUAUAUAUAAACUAGAGGGAUUUAUUGAUGUAAUCUGGAGUCUAGAGGGCCACAUAAAAAGCUACGGUGGGCCAGAUUUGGCCCCCGGGCCUUGAGUUUGACACAUGUGCUCUAGAGGGAUCAUAUAAGUGCCAGUGCAGGAAGAGCUGCUCCACGAGAACACCCUCCAAAUCGUCCAGUUGGAGUGAAAAGCGCUCGCCUCCUCAUGCCCAGUUCAAUACAUCAACUAUAAACCUAGCUUAUUACAAUAUUUUGUGGUAUUCCAUUUAAUAAGGAUAAAAAAAUUAUAUAGAGGAAAAACUCAUCCGUAUUUUUUUUGACAGUAUGUCUAUCACCCGUUUGUCAAAGCUUCACAAACACAAUGCCUUAAAGAUAAAAAAUUUCCUGUUGUGAUAUAGGCUGUUGGUAUUUUACCGCUAAUUUAAUUUAAAGCUUUUUGAUAUUUAUUGGAGCUCCCAUGAAACCAAAAAUAUGUCCAGACAACAGCAGUAAAAAAUCUCAACCAAACUGUCAGUUUUUAAACAUCAAGUAAAGUUUAUGCCAUAAAUCAGUUUUUAUCAAGAUGAUAUCUUUCAUACACCUAGAUCAGACUUCCUAGUUUGCUAUUAUCACAUAAGUGAUCAUGCAUGUUUACAUUGUAGAUGGAUCUAUUUUUCCAAGCGCAGUGUAGUUGCAAUUUCAGGAUGAAAACUUGGUUUUAAACACUAAGUUUACAGUAACCGGGCGGAUGAAACGGUCUUAUUUUUCCACCUCUUAGAUUUUCAGGAUGUGAACUUGUGCCACAAAAUGCUUCUGUUGGAGAUUUUGUAUAACAGAAAAGUGUGUUAAGGGUAUUCGAUUAUUAUAUUAUAUUAUUAUACUCCCAUAAUGUUUACACUAGCUUCUUCCAGUAAAUAUUUAUCACUGGUUAUUUAAAAAAAAAAAAUGCAUUUAAUAUCCUCGCUGAGACUUCACUGGAUCAUGGCUGUGAUUUCCUGCUCAUCGUAAACACCAGCAGCUACCAGUCUGUUGCGCAACAAAGAAAUGGAUUGACUUUUCCUUUAUUAAGUGUGUCUAAAAUUAUGCAAAACUGAACCCAUGUUGGCUACAGCGUUGCCAUAGAGAUGUAAAAAUCCCUAAAGCGUCUCUCUGCGCUGUGGUCAAUCUGUAUAUUCAACCCAUGAUUGUAAAUAAUGUAAAUGUCACUCGUUUUUCUAACAUUUCUGUCCUGUUUGUAGUUUUUGUUUGUUUUAAAGAGGCAGGAUUGUUUGUACUCCAUAGGUUGAGUCGCUGUUCUUUGUUUAUAAUAUUACGUUGUUUUCUGGUACAUUACAGGAUGUCUUUUUAAAAAAUCCUGGCACCUUCAAUCAGCCAAGAAUUGUUUGCUAAAAUGUAAUAAUAAAUGCUGCGUGGGUAUUAAUGUA